UAUACUGAUUUCCUUCUGUUCGCCUUGGCAAAGUACCAUCACAUUUGUGGAUUGCAUCCCUGGAAAGUAUUUUGGUAAUUUACCAUGUCUGCGGCCACAAAAUUACAUAAAACAAGUUGGUGCGCCCUUCGGCAGCUGCAACAAUACAGAACUAAGGCCAAUUUCAGCGGCAGUUCGGCAUCGAUAGCCAAACGGAAUGACCUAUUCAACCAGGAGCAGCGCCGUCAACGGGAUGCCGUUGGUCGAAUCGAUAAGAUCGAGGUGCGGUACCUGGGACUUCCCGAGGAUGUCACUCUGGUGAUGAACAGCAACAUCUCAACGCCCUUUAAUUGCGCCCAGCAUCUGAGUGAGGGGCACUGUAAGCGAUCGGCACUUGCCUUGAUCGACGGCAGUGUACCCUGGGAUAUGCACAGACCUUUGCAGGAAUCCUGCACUCUGCAGCUGCUCAACUUCCAUGUCUCCGAGCCACAUGUGGUCAACAAAGCGUUCUGGCGCACUUGCAGCUUUAUGUUGGGAGCCGCCUUGAACCGCGCUUUUAAGCCUGAGGCCAAUCUUCAGCUCCACAGCUUUCCUGGACCCAACAUCAAAUCCGGUAGCUUUGUACACGACAUUGUGCUGCAAACCCAGAACUGGGAGCCGAAAAAGGAAGAUAGGCGCGCCAUUUCGGCAGAGAUGGUAAAACUGGCUGCUCAGGAUCUGCGCAUCGAGCGUUUGGACGUCCAACAGGAUUUGGCCCAGGAGAUGUUCAAGGAUUCCAAGUAUAAGAGCGAACAGUUGCCCAGUAUUGCGCAGCAGACCAAUGGAAGGGUCACCUUAUAUCGCCUGGGUGAUCACAUCGACAUCUCACGCGGUCCAAUGGUGGCCUCUACCAGCUUUCUAGGCAAGUGCGUCAUCUCGGCUGCCCACAAAGUUGCGGAGGAAGGUCCCGCUGGUGCUUUCUAUCGCAUUCAGGGCGUUGCACUGCCGACUGGCUUCCAGCUGAAUCAUGUUGCAUUUGGUGUAUUGGAGGAGCGUUCCAAGAAAGCCAGCCCCGCACGCCUGCCCAAUGAACCAUUUGAGGAACAACAACAACUGCAAUUAUCUUAAAACGUUCUUUAAUAUUUAAAACUAUACUAUAAGUGUUUAAAGGUAAAUCAUUAAAGAGCGUCCUAAUUUGUUACAAGAAAAA
Drosophila yakuba is the source of this 1168-nucleotide messenger RNA. RefSeq names its product 39S ribosomal protein L39, mitochondrial (gene mRpL39). Lineage: Eukaryota; Metazoa; Arthropoda; Insecta; Diptera; Drosophilidae. Gene Ontology annotation, biological process: threonyl-tRNA aminoacylation. The record is from RefSeq and is a predicted model, not a curated record. Gene Ontology annotation, molecular function: threonine-tRNA ligase activity; nucleotide binding. Gene Ontology annotation, cellular component: mitochondrion. The transcript has 5 exons. Bases 85 to 1086 code for a protein of 333 amino acids.